Messenger RNA from Xiphophorus couchianus (Monterrey platyfish), 2067 nucleotides. It is a transcript of the gene gal3st3, whose product is annotated as galactose-3-O-sulfotransferase 3. Gene Ontology annotation, biological process: glycolipid biosynthetic process. Lineage: Eukaryota; Metazoa; Chordata; Actinopteri; Cyprinodontiformes; Poeciliidae. Gene Ontology annotation, cellular component: membrane. The coding region runs from base 554 to 1969 and encodes 471 amino acids. Gene Ontology annotation, molecular function: galactosylceramide sulfotransferase activity. The record is from RefSeq and is a predicted model, not a curated record. The transcript has 5 exons.
CGCGCAUUGGCUACUUUACGACGGAGGGACAUCCACACACACACACCCACAGCCCAGUCAGAGGGAGGCAACCGCUGCGAGGAGUCAGAGCCGAGACGCCCGAACAAUAACCAGACACACUCCGGGGGAGCACCGGAGGCUAAAGCCAGCCGGAGACAGAGCAGAGCAGAGCAGAGGAGAGGAGAGGAGAGGAGCGGGCAGGGACGUCCAGCACCGGCGGGAGGAAUCACCGCCACACGGCCGUUAUAUGUGAACGCCGCCGCGGGAUGAAGGGAUUGAUGCGCACACCAAAACAUGUUUUCCUCUGGGACAAAAAACACAUCUCCUUCCUGAACGACAAUCUACCACCGUUGACGCACGUACACACCGGGUUAUGAACCAGUUCCUCAGAGGACCAGAAACGGACACUGCCUCUCUUCCGCCCGGCGUAACGCUGCUGCCAAACACCGAUCGACUGCUCAGCAGUCAUUACCCAGUGGUUCGCAAUUAAUUUGGUCUGUCAUUUUUCCAAAGGAGGAUUUGCAAUUUUCUCCUAAGCUAAGUGACGGCGAAGAUGUGGCUAUCAAGUCCAUUCAUCCACGUCUUGAAACGUCAUCUGUUUCUGGCUUGCCAAAUGAAGUGGCAGAAGAAGAUAUUUCUGGCCCUCAUUGUCAUCUGUACUGUCAGUCUUCUGCUGCACCAUGGGGGCCACUUCACCUGGAACAUGGAGGCCUUCCGCUUUGGCUGCUCUCACCAGUACCCAGGAUCAAAGCCGAAACACACCAACAUUGUCUUCCUGAAGACUCACAAAACGGCCAGCACCACCAUGCAGAACAUCCUGUUCCGUUUUGCAGAGCGCAACAACCUGAUGGUGGCGUUGCCAGUACAAGCAUGUGGUCAUCAGUUCUGCUACCCACGUUCCUUCUCCUCUCACUUCGUCCAUCUGCACACGCUGCGACCAAACCUGAUCACCAACCACAUGCGCUUCAAUAAGACGGCAUUGCAGCGCCUGAUGCCAAAUGAUACACUAUACAUUACAAUCCUGAGAGAACCAGCCUCCAUGUUUGAAUCCUUGUUUACAUACUACAGCCGACACUGCAUGAGUUUCAGGAGAGUCCCGAAUGGCUCUUUGGAAGCGUUCUUGGCGGAGCCCUUCCGUUACUACAGGCCACAAGAGGUAGAGUCCAUGUAUGCACGCAACACCUUGACCUUCGACUUGGGUGGAGACAAAGAUCAUCCAUCAAAAGACUUGGCUUAUGCACAAAACUUUGUUGCGGAGGUUGAAAAAGUGUUCUCCCUAGUGAUGAUUUCCGAAUACUUUGAUGAGUCACUUAUUCUUCUUCGCCAUCUUCUCUCUUGGGAUUUGGAGGACAUCCUGUAUGUCAAGCUAAAUAUGCGGACUGAAAGUUCCAAGAAGCGAUUGUCUCCAGGUCUUCCUGAAAAGAUCCGUGCCUGGAAUUCCAUAGAUACAUAUCUUUAUGAGUAUUUUAAUGCUUCAUUCUGGCUCAAACUGUCAGAUUUGGGUCUAGACUGUGUGGCGAAGGAGGUCCAACUUCUUCGACAGGUACAAGAGAAGCUAAUGAGAAGUUGCUUUGGUGGGAAAAUGCCACUUCCACGCCCAGCUGCAGAGAUCAAGAACAAGGAUCUCCGUCCAUGGCAGCCAAGCGACAAAGUCGACAUCGUCGGCUAUGACCUCCCGGUAAAUAUAAGCCAUGAGGCACAGGAGCACUGCCUCAAGUACAUCAUGCCAGAGAUCUCAUACACGCGCAUCCUUCUACAUUCCCAGUCCUUGCGACAUCGUCGAAGUUAUCAGAAUCGGCCUCCACAAAAGUCACACAUCCUCCAACAUCACAUGCGCACAACCCUGCCUCGGCAUUCUCAGGUCCGCCUCAGCCAACCAGCGCCCUCUGUUGAUCAGAGCCCAGACUCAGGAACAGAGUCCAAAUCUAACGUGAAGCGAAGUGAAGGAACUACGAAGCUAGGGCUUUAAUUCUCAAGCAAAAUGUGAAAAUCUCAUCGGAGCCCAGCAGACUGCACACUUCGACUCAUCCUGAUAGAAAUAAAGACUAUGAUGCUCGAUUAAUGAAA